This is a messenger RNA of Adineta ricciae, 963 nucleotides long. The record is from the annotation of a GenBank genome assembly. Lineage: Eukaryota; Metazoa; Rotifera; Eurotatoria; Adinetida; Adinetidae.
AUGAUUAAAACGCGGGCCGAACUUAACAUUCCACCGAGCGUUAUUCAUGAUGAAUUAUCUUCUGCUUAUGAUGAUCAAGCUCCUUCUCUAAGAACAGUUCAAAGAUGGUGUAAAUCGUUUCGUGAAGGACGAGAAGAAAUUGAAGAUGAAAUUAGAUCUGGACGACCAAUUACUGAAACUACAGACGAAAAUAUAGAGGAAGUCCGACUUUUAAUCGAUGAUGAUCCUUAUAUUACCAUUGAAGAAGUGCAGGAGGAAACGGAUUUAACUUACGGGACUGUGCAGCGAAUCAUUUCAGAGCAUUUAAAACUUAGAAAACUGACCGCACGUUAUGUACCCAAAGAUCUGAAUGACUUUCAACGGGCAGAACGAGUUCGAAUAUGCAAAGAAAAUUUAGCAAAAUUCCAAAAAGGAACUUGGCGUUUAUGUGAUGUAAUAACCGGUGAUGAGUCAUGGUUUUAUCAUCAACAGCUUCGUCGAAAGUCAUCAAACGCUGCCUGGGUGGCAAGAGGAGAUCCCCCACCAACUGUGACUCGACGUAGAAAGUUUGCUCCAAAAACAUUAUUCUCCAUUUUCUUUAAGUCAAAUGGUCCUGUUCUUAUUCAUCACAUCCCAAAGGGACAAACAGUUAAUCGUCAUUAUUAUAUGAACAAUUGUUUGCAACCUCUCGUCGAUGAAAUGAAAUGUCAAAGACCACUUUGUGGUACGCGUGGUAUCAUCAUUCAUCAUGACAACGGAAGCCCGCAUGUUCAUACAGAUGUGAUUAAUUAUCUUGAAUCUCAAGGUAUCAUCAUAAUGCCACAUCCACCCUAUUCACUGGAUUUAGCACCAUGUGAUUUUUGGUUAUUUGACUUGAUCAAGGAAAAUCUGAACGAUCAAAACAAUUCAGAAGCAUUACAUAGUGCUGUAACCGAAUUUAUGAAUUCCUUGAGUAAGGAAGAAUAUAAAAAAAACUUUCGAUAA